AUGGCAAUCAUCUGCAACCGGCGCAGAUUAGAAACCAAUCUCCUUUUUCUCUCUCAGGGUUUUGAUUCAUCUUCUGAAAUAUUUCAACACAUCCAGAUGAAGUAUGUGGAUGAUGAAGGGAUCAAGAAUUAUUUCGCUGCAUUUCACAUGCACGGUACAUUUCCUGUUUCAGUUACUACAGAAAAUUUUGCAGAUUUCUUUGACAUUCUCCCAGAGCCGACGAGCAAGAGGUCCUUGUCCUCUUUUAUUGUCAGACACGCACCAAGGCGACUCCCCCCCAACCCCAAGGUUGUACAUGUACACAAUCAGAGGGGAGGAAUGUUGAUGCUAGGCGCAAUGCUGCCUGCAUUGAGGCGUUUGAGAUACAAGUAUUUUGUUGACCGCGUAGCGCUACAUUAA
Fraxinus pennsylvanica is the source of this 399-nucleotide messenger RNA. The record is from the annotation of a GenBank genome assembly. Lineage: Eukaryota; Viridiplantae; Streptophyta; Magnoliopsida; Lamiales; Oleaceae.